Notechis scutatus (mainland tiger snake) is the source of this 455-nucleotide messenger RNA. Lineage: Eukaryota; Metazoa; Chordata; Lepidosauria; Squamata; Elapidae. The record is from RefSeq and is a predicted model, not a curated record.
AAGGAGGAGAUGAAGCGCCAGAAAGAAGCUGCCGUCUUCAAAGCCCAACCCAGCCAGGUGCUACACCAGGAGCCUUUCCUUCCCAAGAAAGACAGCAAGCUGCUUUUAGCCCCCGAUCCCUUCGUGCUGGCCACCGAACUACGGGCCAAGGAGCGUCUGGAGUUCGAGAAUCGGCUGGCCGAGCUGGAGGCGGAGAAGGCCCGGCUUCAGGAGGCCACCCGGAGGGUGGAGGAGGAACGAGCCAAAGAGGAGAGGGCCAAGCUGCGAGAAGAGCUGGUGCACAAGGCCAACCCCAUCCGCAAAUACGCCAACGUGGAAAUCAAGCCCAGCGACCACCCACUGACCGUGCCGCAAUCUCCCAAUUUCUCCGAUAGGUUUCAGCGUUGAGCCCUGACGCCCGUCCGACUGCACACUCAGAAACUUCUUUUUCUGGUCUUUUUUUGAGACUUCUUGUC